Molecule: messenger RNA, 1413 nt
Organism: Theileria equi strain WA
Lineage: Eukaryota; Apicomplexa; Aconoidasida; Piroplasmida; Theileriidae
Exons: 6
Coding region: 1-1413 (470 amino acids)
Source: RefSeq, a predicted model, not a curated record
AUGACAGAGACUCUAGACUACGGGAUAAUCGACGCUGUGGGCUGGCUGGCCGAUGAAGUUAGUCACAUCCUAGACACACCUCCAAACGAAGAAAUUGAACCCAUAAAGAAGCUGCCACAAAGCUCUAUACCAGCCUGGACGUCUACCAAGAUAAGAACAGGCGAUAUUUCCCUUUCGACUAAAACUCCGAAUUUUCACGUACAAGAAGAGUUAAAUGAAAAGAUUUUCGUUGGACAAGGCAACAUCAUCUGUCUGGAAGUGGAUGCCAUAGUAGUUUUCAUCGACGAAACGAACAAAUACACAUCGCAUCAAGCCAGGCUUAUCCAAAAACAGUCUGGAUGUAUUCUAAACUAUGAACCCAUGUAUAGUAUAAAAUGCACCGAAUGUACAUUAAUUCACGCCUAUAAUAUUGGCUCUCCAAAAGUAGUUUUCGCAAUGAAUUGUAGAUUCUCCAAUAAAUACCCCGAAGCAUCUUCAAACAUUCUAAACACCUGCAUAAGAAAUGCUCUAAAAUGUGCAAUAGAGCAUGGAGUGGAGACGAUUGCAUAUCCUCUGCAAAUCCGAGAAUUCCCAGAUGAACACUAUGUUGAGACUCUCUGCAGAACUCUCAGAAGAUUCCUGGAAAAUGAAACGGUGAAAAAGAAGAUUAAAAAGGUGUUUCUGGUAUAUACACAAGAGGAUAGUUCUCAUGACUGGGAUAGUGCAAAAGAAUAUGUCACGCAGAUGCUCCAAAGGUUCUUCCCUAGAGACGCAUACGAAGAGAGUAUGAGCGCUGAUAUUGCAAGACCAGGAAAUGAAUUGGGGGAGCUGGCAGAUGAAGAACGGAAUAUUAGGAUAGGGGCUGGUUUUGCUACCAGUACCGUUGACCGAGACAGAACAACUUCGCCACUCGUCAACUUUGGAAGCAGUAGUCGAGUUGGAAAUGAACGAAGAAACACAGAGGAGUAUACGUACUACCUAAAGCUUGCCUAUUCUAUUUCAAAGAUGUCCAUAUACAAGAGCAUGAGGGGCAGCAACUUUGUGAGAAUGUCUGGAAAUGACAAGUUCAACAGACCAGUUAUUGUAGUUGAUGCCAGAGAUUACACCUUUAGUGACGAACAUGAGUAUGCGCUGGCGUAUGCCUUGGGGGUUAUCAAUCCGUUCAUCCAGUAUAAGUUUGUUAUCGCUGUACUGCACCUGGAUCACUCAAUCAUCACAUCAACUGCCCUUUUGAGGCUCCUAAGAGACUUGUGCCAUGUAUUUGGUGUACAGAGGACUAAAAAUAUUGCUGGUAUAUACUUUCACAGAUGCGGCUGGGCCCUAAAGGGUUAUCUUGGUAUGAUUUCUGCUUUUCUUCCCACCCAAGUUUGGGAAGCUUCAAUGUUUGUUGACUCCCUUGAGGAACUAAAGGAAUUGAACUUGGGGGCAGAAUGA